AGAAGCAAAGCAUCAUGGACGUUCUGAAGAAGGGAUUCUCCAUAGCGAAGGAUGGAGUGGUGGCCGCCGCCGAGAAGACGAAGGCCGGAGUGGAGGAGGCCGCUGCCAAGACCAAGGAGGGGGUCUUCUAUGUCGGAAACAAGACGAUGGAGGGCGUGGUCACCGGUGUUAACACAGUUUCCCAGAAGACGAACGAACAGGCCAACAUCAUUGCCGACACUGCGGUUUCCGGGGCCAACGAGGUCGCCCAGGCAACGGUGGAGGGGGUGGAGAAUGCGGCGGUUGCGAGCGGAUUUGUCAGCACGGAGGAGGCGGGACCAGUGGCCGAGGAGGCUGACCUCCCAAAAACAGACGGGGGAGAACAGACGGACCAGGCUGCACAGUAGACUGUUGCCUUGCCGACCUGCAGUCACUUCCUGUUUCCUGUCCAAUGAGGAACAAGACGAGAGGAACCUCUGCAUUUUAGCUGUUGCUCAACCCUUUGACGUCUGACCUCUGAUCCUGCCUAACCCGGAAAGAUUCUUCAUCCACUGUGUUUAACCUCAUUAACCCAUAGAAACCAUCCUCAUCCUCCCUCCUGUUGCCAUGGUUACACUGCCUGUGCGUCACAUCCCACUUACACACACACUGAUGUCAGUUUUUAACACUCAGAGAUGAAUUUAAUCAGGUCGUACGCAUCCGUGCUCUCAGCUGGGUGGUCAGCGAGGGAUGACAUCACCCAGGCCAAGUGUUCUACAAGCUCCACCCCCUCCUGCCAAUCACCAGGCUGACCCCACCCUCCAGCAGACAGACAUCUGAAGCCUUUUAAAUGCAUGUCGCUUUACUGAUACACACUUAAAAUACUAGAAAACACUCACUCAUCGUCCGGUGUGGCACGCUGCAGCCUGCGCCGCUGAUAUUAACGAAGCUUCAGAUUUCUUCUUUUACAAAACAAGACGAAUAAAAAUGAGUUUCAAUCCA
Molecule: messenger RNA, 960 nt
Organism: Chelmon rostratus (copperband butterflyfish)
Lineage: Eukaryota; Metazoa; Chordata; Actinopteri; Chaetodontiformes; Chaetodontidae
Gene: sncga
Product: synuclein, gamma a
Exons: 6
Coding region: 15-386 (123 amino acids)
Biological process (GO): synapse organization; synaptic vesicle endocytosis; chemical synaptic transmission
Cellular component (GO): axon terminus; cytoplasm; neuronal cell body
Molecular function (GO): cuprous ion binding
Source: RefSeq, a predicted model, not a curated record